UCAACGAGUGUGCUCAUGACCCUUGUGCUUCUGAUGCUGAAUGUAUUAAUACAGUGGGACACUAUAGAUGCAAGUGCCCUUUGGGGAAAAAACUUGAAAAUGAUGAGAGGACAUGCACAGUGUGUGACGAGUUCCAUUUUGGCGAGGACUGCUCACAGACAUGCAGUUGUUUGCAUGGAACGUGUGAUCAUGUAACAGGUUGCGAUUGCGAGAAAGGCUGGAAUGGUAUCAGUUGUGACAUUGACGAGAAUGAAUGCGAGACGGGAACUUUAAAGUGUGAUGAAAUUAAUACGAUGUGCAUGAACUCCCAAGGAAGUGCUGCUUGUGUAUGUAUUGCAGGAUAUACCAAUACAUCUGGUAUCUGCAAAGACAUAGACGAGUGUCUGGAUACAGACCUUAAUUCGUGUGAUCAAACAUGUUCCAAUACAGAGGGUAGUUACGUAUGCGGAUGUCACAGAGGCUUUGUUUAUAUAGGAGGAAAAUGUUCAGAUAUAAAUGAAUGCCUUCAAGCAGACGAAUGUGACCAUAUUUGUGAAAAUACCAUUGGUAGCUACAGAUGUUUGUGUGAACCUGGGUUUAGACUAGACUUAACAGACAGAAAAUCUUGUAUAGUAAAUUCUGAGUGCAGCCAGACAGAAAUAAAUAAUUGUGGGGAAAAUGCUACGUGUUAUAUCAGAAAGGAAAAGCCUGAAUGCAAAUGCAAGAAAGGUUUCCGGGAAGUUAACAAACACUGCAUUGAUGUAGAUGAGUGUACCUCAGAUAAACACGUGUGUUCUAAUAGUUGCAACAACACCGUUGGCGGUUAUGUGUGUCAAUGUCCGGUUGGUUUCUUCCUACAAAAUGAUAAAGUUACUUGCAAAGAAUGUAACAAGGGCUCAUAUGGACCAAACUGUACAUUUUUGUGUACAUGUGUGUCAUCAAACACCGAAACUUGUGAUGGAAAAACAGGAAACUGUAGCUGUAAACAAGGUUGGGAAGGAAAGAACUGUAACCAAGAUAUUGAUGAAUGCAGCCACUCACCUGGCUGCUCUGUCAACUCAUAUUGCGUAAAUUAUAAUGGAAGUUACGAGUGCAAAUGCAAACCGGGGUACAUUAAAUCUAGUGAUGGCAAGUGCGAAGUAUGUGGAAACAGACAUUAUGGAGACAACUGUGACGAAGAAUGCAAAUGUGACCCCAGCAGCACAGACUCCUGUAAUCAUGUCACUGGAAUCUGUACCUGCAAAAAAGGCUGGAAGGGCAAUUUCUGUUCGAAAGACAUUGACGAAUGUGAAGAGAGUGUUGAUGUUUGCGGCAAAGUGGCAAACUCAACAUGUUAUAAUACUGCUGGAUCAUAUGCAUGUACUUGUAAACACGGAUUCAGCAAACAAGAACACGACUGCAUAGAUGUCGAUGAAUGCUUACUUGGUUACCAUGAUUGUAAACAACAGUGUGUCAACACUGAAGGAAGCUACAUGUGUAGAUGUGGUAAAGGUUAUAAAGGUUCCUGGAACAACUGUUCACAAUGUGUUGAAAAUACAUACGGAGAAGACUGCGCCGAAACAUGCAACUGUAAUUUGGCGAAUUCUGCGCAGAGAAGUCAGAGUUGUGACACUGUCAGUGGAACAUGUCAAUGUAAGGCUAACUGGAAAGGAAACACGUGUAAUGAAGAUGUCAAUGAAUGUAGUGAUGCUUUUGAGCCGAAAUGCAAGGCAGAGGAACAUAGAGGUUGCCACAACACUUUAGGAUGGUAUAUAUGUGACUGUUUCAGAGGCUAUUCCGAUUCCAAUGGGAUCUGUGUUAAAGAUGAAACGAAAACACCGACGUCGACGAAACCAGUGGGUUCGAUCGUUAUGGACUUAACCGUAACCAUUGACGUAUCAUUGCCUUUUGGGACUGACUUGAAUGUGACGAAAACAUACGAAGAGUUUGAAAAGGAAGCGAAAUCUAGCUUACUAGCGUUAUACGGUCGAUUCACAAAAGCAAGUAUAAACAUCAUUAUCAACGACUUGAGAAGAGGAAGUUUGGUAAUUCUACAUACAAUCGUGUACGAAGACAACGAUGUAAAUGUCGCAUCAGCUCUAACAAAAGCCACGAUCGAACUCCGCAAAGGAACAUACAUUACUUUUCAAGGAAAAAACAAUAUUGUAUCAACAGACGCUUAUAAGGGGAUAGAACCAUGUUCGCUUUACAAAAUGACGAUCGGAAACUGUAAUGAUGGAUUCAAGUGUACUGUUGAAAAUGAUGCCCCAAUAUGCAGAUUAGAAAGACCAGACAGCAGCAAACUAAAUUUGCCAAUCAUUAUUGGAGCCUCUGGCGGCGGAGGUAUUGUUCUUAUCUUGACAAGCAUAAUCGUGAUAGUGUAUCUGCGGAAGAGACGACAAAGAACGAAACUAGCACAACGAUCAGACAGGCUGACUAGUGCUUCAGAUUUGGCUAAAAAUAAAGGGUUGGAACCAAAAGCAGAAUCUAGUUACUACAGUAUGUUCAACUGGCAGGAAAAAUUGUCAAAGAGUGACGAAUCAAAGUACAUGACAUGGAGAUCUAUGGUCUCAAGAUUCACACUGGCAUCUGGAGGGGAAAGUAUCUAUGACCGACCAUAUGAGAUUCCACGAGCAAGAAUUCAACCAGUGACCACUGCUGCUGAAAACGAUUAUUUAACUUGUUCGUAAACUUUCAAUAAGAAUGUUUUUAAAACAACGAUUAAAAACAUUUCAUUUCUAUUAUCCCAGUGUAUAACAGUGUUUCGUUUUCUAUGGUUUGAGUAUACUAAAAUAAAGGAAGUUCUGCAUAUUUGACAAACUGGAAUCUUGGCCCGGUUAACUUAGAAGAAACAAUGAACCUGUAAAUGUAAACGUAAAUCAAACAAAUUGUUUCUGGUGACGUUAAUAUCCUUCUAAAAAUGAAUAUGAUAACAAAAAUAUAGUAAAAUCAACUUGAAAAGUUGAGUUGUCGAUUUUAUUUGUCAAUUAUUUAAGAAUAAAAUGUGCACGGACCUAUACAGUUUAACAAAUUUUGUUUUUAUUUCAAAGGCGGGGAGGGUGUAAGCAAUUUCAUUGUGCUAUAUUACUAGUAGUUGGGGACUGGUUGUUAUUGUCACAGUUUGAACGUGAGACGGUGCAAAUUAAGUAAAACGGGCUGAUUAAAACGUGCAGAAUUACUUUUAUUGAUGCCUUGAUUGCGUUAGUUUUGCAUGUGGUAGAAUAAAGAUGUUUAUAUUGUAAAUAAAAAUUUCAUGUGCUGACGAAAAACAGCUUAUCAGUAAAUAAAUGUGGAA
Mercenaria mercenaria is the source of this 3253-nucleotide messenger RNA. Its product is annotated as fibrillin-2-like. Gene Ontology annotation, molecular function: calcium ion binding. NCBI's taxonomy places the organism in Eukaryota, Metazoa, Mollusca, Bivalvia, Venerida, Veneridae. The transcript has 22 exons. The coding region runs from base 294 to 2648 and encodes 784 amino acids. The record is from RefSeq and is a predicted model, not a curated record.